AUGAGAAUAAAUCACGCCAACCUCUCGCGUACAGUAAUAUAUGGCACGUCUGCUGUGCACAUAACAGAGCCUGGAGUGGAGGCAACCCACAGAUGGAAGGUGUACAUCAGAGGCUACAAAAACACAGAUAUAAGCUACUUUAUUCGCAGUGUAACUUUCAAAACGCACGAAACAUUUACAAACCCAACCCGGACCGUCGACACGCCGCCCUUUGAGAUCGAGGAGUGCGGCUGGGGCGAGUUUACAAUCUCUGGAAAGAUAUAUUUUAUAGAUGCGCAUGAAAAGCCUCUUGCAUUUAUCGUGUCGCUGAAGCUGCACAACGACGCAGGAAACCGGGUCAUUGGGGACAUAGAGUACGACAAAGGCGAAAUUGUGAAUGAGCGGCUGGACACCAUAGUCUUCGAAAGCCCGUCUGAAAAUAUAUACAAGGUUUUGAAGGAGCAUGAAGAGCCUCCCUUUGACGAAAGCGUGAAGGAAACAAUCCAUAGCGAAAAGGCCCAGAUAGAAAGCGCAAUCGACUAUCUUAUAUCAAAGCUGAGCGAAGACGCUGCAGUGUAG
Messenger RNA from Nematocida major, 558 nucleotides. Its product is annotated as YEATS domain-containing protein 4. Gene Ontology annotation, biological process: regulation of DNA-templated transcription. NCBI's taxonomy places the organism in Eukaryota, Fungi, Microsporidia. The coding region runs from base 1 to 558 and encodes 185 amino acids. The transcript has a single exon. The record is from RefSeq and is a predicted model, not a curated record.